Molecule: messenger RNA, 3332 nt
Organism: Oncorhynchus mykiss (rainbow trout)
Lineage: Eukaryota; Metazoa; Chordata; Actinopteri; Salmoniformes; Salmonidae
Source: RefSeq, a predicted model, not a curated record
UAGCUGUAUGAAGUAAAAAAGAACACAACAUCUGGUUGUUUUUAAAUAACGUCUUAUGACAUUGUUCGCCAGAAUAAAUUAUGGAAUGGAAAUUUUACCAAUCUGCGUUACCCACGCCAGUCAGCAGAUGGCGAUGGAAGGCUUUCAGGUGAUGUUUCUUGCGUGACGUAUAAUCUAGUGGACGGAAAGCUUCAACGACAUUAAAAGACUACUGAUUCAACCAUUUCGGUAGCGCACAUUAAACCUGUCUUGUUUAUAUUAAUGUCCGUGUUUUUAAACAUCAUUCUGUUUUACGUAUUGACUAGUUGAAAAAAAAAGAAGUUAUUUGCUUGUUAAAUUAAAUUGGCUAAUUUGUUCAAUUGUUAACGUUACUGCACUAGGCUAAACGCUAAUGCUAACUAUCUAGCUAGCUAACAUCGCGACCAUGUGCUCACUAAGCUAUUCGGAGAAAGAAGCUCUAGCGCUGAUCAUCAUCGUAAAAGAAGAAGAGGAAGAAGCUUUAAGAAUAAAAAAGGAAGAAGAGGAGACUGUCACAUUAGAAGAAGAAGAGGUGGAUAUUACAGUGAAAGAAGAGAAAGAACCUUUUGGAGUAAACGACGAAGAGGAGAUAGGUUUCAGAAUCAAAAAGGAGGAAGAUGCCAUAACAUUAAAAGAAGAAAAUGUAGUGAAAGAAGAGAAAGAACCUCUUGGAGUAAAAGAGGAAGAUGAGGCCAUCUCAAUUAAAGAGGAGGAUGAGGAGGAGACUGAAGAUCCUGUUAACACCAGAGAGAGACAUGACUAUGGUGGAUCCUCUGGGGAGCCUGAACAACAUCCUGAUGCUGACGAGGCAGAGAAGAGUCUCUCCAGAUCAGAACACCAGAUGGACAACGCUAGCCCUUCCUCCCUGCCGCAGUCCCCGUGUCGUUCCUCUCCCGGUAGCACCUUACUGCGAGAGGAGAAGAAGAAGAAAGGAUCAGAUUUGACUCAUCAAAAAGAGAGACCCGACUCAGAGGAACCAGAGACGUCUGAACCAGUGAGACGACACCACUGUUCCCAGUGUGGAAAGAGUUUUAACCAUUUAGGAAAUCUUAAAAACCACAAGAGAACACACGCAGAGAAGUCUUACAACUGCUCUCACUGUGCAAAGAGUUUUACUCAUUUAUGUAACCUAAAAUUGCAUGAGAGACGACACACAGGAGAUAAGCCUUACCAAUGCUCUCAGUGUGGUAAGAGAUUUGUUGAGUCAACAGAACUGAAAGUUCAUAAGAGAAUACACACAGGGGAAAAGCCGUACAACUGCUCUCACUGUGCAAAGAGUUUUACUCAUUUAUGUAACCUAAAAUCGCAUGAGAGACGACACACAGGAGAUAAGCCUUACCAAUGCUCUCAGUGUGGUAAGAGAUUUGUUGAGUUAACAGAACUGAAAGUUCAUAAGAGAAUACACACAGGGGAAAAGCCGUACCACUGUUCCCAGUGUGGAAAGAGUUUUUCAACAUUAAAUGUCUUGAAAAUGCAUGAGAGAAUACACACAGGGGAAAAACCAUUCCAAUGCUCCCAGUGUGUAAAGACAUUUUCCCGACCAGGGGACCUGAAAAUGCACGAGAGAAUACACACAGGGGAAAAGCCGUACCACUGUUCCCAGUGUGGAAAGAGUUUUACAUGGUUAAAGGUCUUGAAAAUGCAUGAGAGACGACACACAGGGGAAAAACCAUUCCAAUGCUCUCAGUGUGGUAAGAGAUUUAUUGCGUCAACAGAACUGAAAGUUCAUAAGAGAAUACACACAGGGGGAAAACCAUUCCAAUGCUCUCAGUGUGUAAAGACAUUUUCCCGACCAGGGGACCUGAAAUUACACGAGAGAAUGCACACAGGGGAAAAGCCGUACCACUGUUCCCAGUGUGGAAAGAGUUUUACAAGGUUAAACGUCUUGAAAAUGCAUGAGACAAUACACACAGGGGAAAAACCAUUCCAAUGCUCUCAGUGUGUAAAGACAUUUUCCCGACCAGGGGACCUGAAAUUACACGAGAGAAUACACACAGGGGAAAAGCCGUACCACUGUUCCCAGUGUGGAAAGAGUUUUACUCAGUUAGGGAGUCUGAAAAGUCAUAAGCGAAUACAUUCUGGAGAGAAGCCUUAUCACUGCUCCAAAUGUGGAAUUGCCUUUUCAGAGUUAAAAACCUUGAAAAUGCAUGAGAGAAUACACACAGGUGAGAAGCCGUACCACUGUUCCCACUGUGGAAAGAGUUUUAGACAAUCGCAACAGCUGAAACAACACGAGAGAAUACACACAGGAGAAAAGCCUUACCACUGUUCCCAGUGUGGAAUGAGUUUUAGGCAGUUAACGGGCCUCAAAGGUCAUAUGCAAAUGCACUCUGGAGAGAAGUCAAACACAUGUUCUCAUUGUGGAAAGAGUUUUCUGAGGUUAAGCACUCUGAAAUCGCAUGAGCAUAUACACACAUACAACAAGGAAAAGCUCUACCAAUGUUCCGUGUGUGGAAAGUGGUUUACCCAGUUAGAAGCCCUGAUUAUGCAUGACAGGACACACACAGGAGGGGAUAAGACCUACCACUGCUCCCAGUGUGGAAAGAGAUUUAACUGGUUAAGGCAGCUGAAUAAGCAUGAAAGAAUACAUACACAGGAGGAGAAGACAUACCACUGCUCUCAUUGUGGAAAGACAUUUUCCCAGUCAGAGGACCUGAAAUCACAUGAGAGAAUAGAGAGGCUGUGUUCUGACUUGUGUUUCUGACUGAUCAUUUGUGUUUUUGUUUCAUGCCACGUGAAAUCAAAUUGUAUGAAACCAGAAAAAAGGUUAACUUUUGUUGUUUUUUCAUUUAGAGACAUGAUCACGUCUAAUAUCAGAUUAAAUAUUUAAAACGGUCUGUUUGGUUUUGAUGAGCUUUGAUUGAUUUGAUAAGUAUAAACCCUCUGUUGUUCAUCAUAUGAUUUUCUAUUUGUUAAGAGAUUUUUUUUUCAUCAAUAAUGACUAAUUGUGUAUACAUUUCAAUCAGGACUGACUAAUCAGAAUACUAUUAUGUUACUGUAUAGAUGUAUGAAUUUUCUUUUAAUCCUAGUACUGAAUAUAAUGUGUGUAAAUAUAAUCAAGAAUUAGAACAAUGACUUUCUGUUCCUUGGUAGAAAUGAAUGAACUUAUCGUCAGACUGGCUAGAAUGCUUAUCUACACAGGCAGACUUUGGCUCGGUCAUAAAUGUGGGAAGGCUUGAGAACUAUACAGCCAUUGUACCGGUGUGGAGAAGAAGGCGGUACGAAGACUAAUGACGUCAUUUUCAGUUUAUAACCCGUUGUAAAAUGUUUCAUGUUCAGUACUCUCGAGAAUAAACGCUGCUGAUUGAUUUCGA